Molecule: messenger RNA, 2369 nt
Organism: Aspergillus alliaceus
Lineage: Eukaryota; Fungi; Ascomycota; Eurotiomycetes; Eurotiales; Aspergillaceae
Product: putative acyl-CoA synthetase
Exons: 4
Coding region: 133-2205 (690 amino acids)
Source: RefSeq, a predicted model, not a curated record
UUCUUUUCUUUUCUUUUUUAUUUUAACUUCCUACAUUUGUCUUUCUCUCUCUCUCUUUCCUUCAUUGCUUCCCUUCUUCCUCUUCUUCCCCGCUAGCUUUUCUGUCCAGUUGGAUUCCAACGACAAUUCGGAAUGUCACGUCAUCCACAGCAGCUGGUGCAUCGCUCUUCUCUUCAAGACCCGGAGAAUUUCUGGUCUCAUCAUGCAGAACAGCUCUACUGGCAUCGAAAACCAUCGCAUGCGAUUAGCCGGCAUUCCAAGAUUCUCCCCAGCGGUACCAUCCAUGACCAUUGGUCCUGGUUCGCCGAUGGGGAGAUCUCCACGACCUACAACUGUGUUGACCGUCACGUAGAAAACGGCAAUGGUGACAAUAUUGCGAUUAUCUGGGACUCCCCGGUAACGGGUAACAAAGAGAAAUACACCUAUCGACAAUUGUUGGACGAGGUGGAGGUCUUAGCAGGGGUAUUGCGAGAAGAAGGAGUCCGCAAGGGUGAUGUAGUCAUUAUUUAUAUGCCCAUGAUUCCGGCCGCACUCAUCGCAGCACUGGCGAUUGUCCGAUUAGGAGCAAUCCAUGCGGCCGUAUUUGGCGGGUUUGCGGCCAAGUCUCUCGCACAACGGAUCGAAGCCGCUAGGCCACGAAUCAUCAUGACCGCUUCAUGUGGUAUCGAAGGGUCCAAGGGCCCUGUGGCUUAUCGGCCGUUAGUGGAGGGGGCUAUCGGAGCAAGUCGCUUUAAGCCUGAGAAGGUCAUGGUUUGGCAAAGGGAUCAGCUGCGGUGGGAUCGACCGGAUAAGCUGGGUGGACAGCGGAACUGGCAGCGGUUGGUCAAAAGCGCCCGCAUGCGGGGUGUCAGAGCCGGACCGGUACCCGUAAAUGGCACGAAUGGGUUGUAUAUAAUAUAUACUAGUGGUACCACCGGAUUGCCAAAGGGGGUGGUUCGAGAAGCUGGUGGACAUGCGGUCGGAUUGCACUUGUCCAUCAGGUAUCUAUUUGGAAUCCAAGGCCCAGGUGAUGUUAUGUUCUGCGCAUCUGAUAUUGGCUGGGUAGUCGGCCACUCGUAUAUACUAUACGCGCCCCUGAUAGUUGGUGCAACAACAGUGCUCUUCGAAGGAAAGCCUGUUGGAACACCAGAUGCGGGCACAUUCUGGAGGGCUAUCGAGGAACACAAGGCCAACGUCCUGUUCACAGCACCCACAGCUAUUCGUGCCAUCCGAAAGGAUGAUCCUGAUAAUAAGUUCUUUGAGGAGGUAGCCUGUCGCGGUGGACUGAGACACUUCCGAGCCCUUUUCCUCGCUGGAGAGCGGAGCGAACCCAGUAUUGUCCGGAUAUAUCAGGACCUUCUAUCCCGUUAUGCCGCUCCUGGAGCCAUGGUCGUGGAUAAUUGGUGGUCAUCCGAAUCAGGUUCGCCUAUCUCUGGGCUGGCGUUAAAUAGUACAGCUGGAAUGGUAUCGUAUGGAGGUCCGGAAUCAAAGCCGCUGGCUAUCCGACCUGGCUCAGCCGGAUUGCCAAUGCCGGGAUUUGACGUCCGAAUUGUUGAUGAUGAAGGUCACGAGGUUCCCUAUGGGACGAUGGGCAACAUCGUUCUAGCCCUGCCACUGGCUCCCACGGCCUUCACUCGGCUGUUCAAUGAUGACGAGAGAUUCUACAAGGGAUAUCUCAGGCGUUUUUCUGGUCGAUGGGUGGACACAGGCGAUGCAGGUAUGAUCGACCGGGAUGGGUACAUUCAUGUAAUGGCGCGAACGGACGAUAUCAUCAACGUGGCUGCACAUAGGUUUAGUACAGGUGCAAUCGAACAGGCGAUCCUAUCACAUCCAGAGGUCGGCGAAGCCAGCGUUGUUGGCAUGCCGGACGCACUGAAGGGCCAUCUCCCAUUUGCCUUUAUACAGCCACGGACGGCAUCUGUUGCCCUGCCAGCGACACCUACCCCAGAGCUAUUCAACGCGAUCAACCAAUUGGUUCGUGAGCAGAUUGGAGCAAUUGCGUCGCUCGGAGGUAUAAUUCAGGGACGCGGCAUGAUCCCGAAAACGCGCAGCGGCAAGACGUUACGACGAGUACUGCGGGAGCUUGUUGAACAUGGGGUGCGCGGAGAAUACGAGGCACCGGUGAGCAUACCACCGACCGUGGAAGACGCAGAGGUAGUGGAAGUCGCGCGAGGGAAAGUGCGAGAAUACUUUGAACAGAAGCAGCAAAGACAAGCCAAACUGUAAAAUAGGUUGCGCAGGUCCCGGGCACAGCCUCGAACUACCCUAUAUGUGAAGAAAGUAAAUUGAAAGAAAUCCUACGUUGCAGCUUGGUAGAGCUUUCAAAACCAGCGUUUUACCUUAUGUUAUUAUAAAGGUUGUAUGGUAUACACAGGAGAUCUGAGUCAUCC